UCUUCCCUUUCACGAUGCCUGCCACCACGGCAGACACACUAUCCCUCGUCAACCGCUCUGUGACGGUUGCCCCGUUAGUCCUCCUUUCCGUCGCAGAUCACUAUGGGAGAACGGCAAAGGGCACCCGGAAACGUGUUGUAGGUGUGCUGCUGGGUGAGAACUCGGGCGAUAAUGUCCGGGUAUCAAACAGUUUUGCUGUCCCGUUCGAGGAGGAUGAAAAAGAUCCAUCAGUGUGGUUCUUGGACCACAACUUCGUCGAGUCGAUGAGGGAUAUGUUCAAGAAGAUCAAUGCUCGCGAGAAGCUAGUCGGCUGGUACCACUCGGGUCCUAAGCUGCGCGCUUCGGAUUUGGAGAUCAAUGAGCUCUUCAAGAAAUACACCCCCAACCCCUUGCUGGUUAUUGUCGAUGUACAACCGAAGGAAGUCGGUGUGCCUACAGAUGCUUACUUCGCCGUGGAUGAAAUCAAGGAUGAUGGAACAACGACCUCCCGGACAUUUGUGCACACCCCAUCGAUAAUCGAGGCAGAAGAAGCAGAGGAGAUUGGCGUGGAGCACCUCCUCCGAGACAUCAGAGACGUCGCAGUCGGCACACUUUCCACCCGUAUCACGUCGCAGCUGCAGUCGCUACAAGGAUUGCAUCUGCGGCUACGCGAUAUCGGCCAAUACCUCCAGAAAGUUCUCGACAAGGAUCUUCCCGUCAACCACGCUAUUCUGGGCAACCUCCAGGACGUUUUCAAUCUCCUUCCCAAUCUGUCCACCCCACCGGCGACGCAGCAGACCAACGGUCAAGAACCACAGAUCGAGAACAGCGAGUUGGCACGGGCCAUGAGUGUCAAGACUAAUGACCAGUUGAUGGCUAUCUACAUCAGCAGCUUGAUCCGUGCCAUCACGGCUUUCCACGACCUAAUCGAUAACAAGAUCCAGAACCGACAGCAGCAAGAGGAGAGUGACACCAAGCGGGACCAGGAGGCCAAUGGAACCAAGGGAGACAAGGAUGUCAUGAAAUCUGGUUCGCCAAAUGGUGAGCAGAAGGAGGAGCAGGAUAGCUCCGACAAGAACAAGAAGAACUAA
Penicillium robsamsonii is the source of this 1070-nucleotide messenger RNA. RefSeq names its product proteasome regulatory particle lid subunit RPN8 (gene rpn8). Bases 15 to 1070 code for a protein of 351 amino acids. The record is from RefSeq and is a predicted model, not a curated record. The transcript has 3 exons. NCBI's taxonomy places the organism in Eukaryota, Fungi, Ascomycota, Eurotiomycetes, Eurotiales, Aspergillaceae. Gene Ontology annotation, biological process: proteasome-mediated ubiquitin-dependent protein catabolic process. Gene Ontology annotation, cellular component: proteasome regulatory particle; proteasome complex. Gene Ontology annotation, molecular function: metallopeptidase activity; protein binding.